CAGCGGAGCAGCAGCAGCAGCAGCAGCAGCAGCAGCAGCAGCAGCAGGAGCAAAGCCACUUCUUGCGGCGGCCGGAGCGGCGGCUGCGCACAGAGCCCUCGAGGGCCCCCACCAGCAGCAACUUUUUUAUGCGGCUGA
Messenger RNA from Eimeria tenella, 138 nucleotides. RefSeq lists its product as uncharacterized. NCBI's taxonomy places the organism in Eukaryota, Apicomplexa, Conoidasida, Eucoccidiorida, Eimeriidae. The annotation marks the transcript as partial. The transcript has a single exon. The record is from RefSeq and is a predicted model, not a curated record.